UUCCUUCUCAUAUAUUGAAUCCCGAUGAGAUCUUGAAAGACCAAAGAAGCAAACAGUAUUAGUACUCAAUUCUUUCACAGAGCUAAAAAAAUGGCGAAAUCAACUGUGUUGUGGUUAUUAGUAGUAUCAGUGACUGUGUUGUUGUACACAUCAACAUUUGCUGAAGCUGGAGAAGGAGAUGCCUCUGCCUUUGUCAAGAAAACAAUUUCUUCUCAUUCCAUUGUUAUCUUCUCCAAAUCCUAUUGCCCAUACUGUAGGAAAGCAAAGGCUGUAUUUAAAGAGUUGAAGCAAAAACCUUAUGUUGUUGAGCUUGAUGAGAGAGAUGAUGGCUGGAGUAUUCAGGAUGCCCUUAGUGAGAUCGUUGGCAGACGUACUGUGCCACAAGUUUUCAUUAACGGAAAGCAUAUCGGAGGAUCAGAUGAUACCGUGGAGGCCUAUGAAAACGGGGAGCUAGCUAAACUUCUUGGUCUUUCUGCAAAGAAAGAUGAUCUUUAAGCCGAAUUUGUUACAUGGUGGUUUCAAAUUCAGUGACUGUAAUAUGAGAUGCUCACCAUAAGUUUUUGCAGCCUUUAGUCCCUUUUUUGGUGUGUAGAGGUUGGAGAAACUGGUGACUGUAAUAUGGUACUCUUUCUUAUUCAAGUUUAGGUUCUCUCCUUUUUUAUUUCCUAAAAUUGGGAAGCUUUGGAGCAACGGUAAAGUUGUCUCUGUUGACCUGUAGGUCACGGGUUUGAGCAGUGGAAUAAGCCACUCAGGGUAGGCUGCCUACAUCACACCCCCUUGGAGUGCGGCUCUUCCCCGGACCUUGCGUGAAUGCGGGAUGAUUCGUGCAACGGUCUUUUUUUUCUUCAAAAAUUGGGAAGCAUGAGCCUAAUUUUAAUAAAGUAUUUCUUGUUAGAGGAUUGUAUUAAAUAGGAGGAUCUGCUUAACAUAAAAAGCUUCAAUAGAUUUGCAGACA
Nicotiana attenuata is the source of this 955-nucleotide messenger RNA. Its product is annotated as glutaredoxin-C4. Bases 91 to 495 code for a protein of 134 amino acids. Gene Ontology annotation, cellular component: cytoplasm. The transcript is spliced from 4 exons. Gene Ontology annotation, biological process: cellular response to oxidative stress. Gene Ontology annotation, molecular function: glutathione disulfide oxidoreductase activity. The record is from RefSeq and is a predicted model, not a curated record. NCBI's taxonomy places the organism in Eukaryota, Viridiplantae, Streptophyta, Magnoliopsida, Solanales, Solanaceae.